AUGGCUCCCAAAUCUCUUGAACUCACCCCAGACGACUAUCGUUUCUUCCGCUCCCAAAUCACCAAGCCCGUCCCCAUCCCCAAGGAUAUCUCCCUCUCAGACAGCACCAUCAUCAUCACCGGCGCAAACACCGGCAUUGGCUAUGGCGCCGCAGAGCAGUUCCUCUCCAUGAACCUCAAGCGUCUCAUCAUCGCCGUCCGAAGUCUCUCCAAGGGUGAAGCUGCCGCAGCUACCCUCCGCGCCAAGUAUCCCAGUGCCGAGAUCCUCGUCUGGCAGGUCGACAUGACCUCAUACAAGAGCGUUCAAGACUUUGCAAAAAAGUGCGAGACUCUUGAUCGUAUUGAUCUUGUCAUUCUCAACGCUGGUAUACAAAUGACGAAGUUUGAACUCAGUCCUGAGGGCCACGAGACUUCGUUCCAGGUCAACUACCUCUCUACCGUUCUUCUCGCGACCCUACUUCUUCCCACACUCAAGCAGAAAGCUCCGGCCGGUCAACCAGGACAUCUCACGAUCGUCAACUCAGGCACAGCUCUAAUGGCCGAGUUCCCCAACGCCAAAGACGAGAAUGUUCUGGACUUUUACGACAAAGAAGCCUUUUUCUCUUCCGGCGCAAACCCCCUUCCUUCAUACUCCAGAACCAAAGCCCUCGCACACUUCUGGAUCGUCAAGCUAGCUGAGCGCGUCAAAGCGGAGGAUGUGAUCGUCAACCUGGUUGAUCCUGGACUGGUCGGUGGAACCAGCUUGACACGAGAUCAGGGUAAUAUCGUGGUUAGAUAUAUCCUCGCAUUAGUCAACUGGCUUACUGCUCGAAGCAUCAAGAAUGGAGCCAGUACAUUUGUACAAGCUGGUGUUGUUAUGGGAAAGGAGAGCCAUGGAUCUUAUAUCAUGGAUUGGAGAAUUCACCAUUAUACCAAAUUCUUGUAUACCCAGGAGGGCAAGGCCUUUACGGAUAAGGUCUGGUAUGAGACGAAUAAGCUACUGUCCUUUGCCAACAUUGACGGUAUCUUGAACUCGCUUUGA
Fusarium redolens is the source of this 1020-nucleotide messenger RNA. RefSeq lists its product as uncharacterized. Lineage: Eukaryota; Fungi; Ascomycota; Sordariomycetes; Hypocreales; Nectriaceae. The record is from RefSeq and is a predicted model, not a curated record. The transcript has 2 exons. The coding region runs from base 1 to 1020 and encodes 339 amino acids.